This is a messenger RNA of Astrephomene gubernaculifera, 1913 nucleotides long. The record is from the annotation of a GenBank genome assembly. NCBI's taxonomy places the organism in Eukaryota, Viridiplantae, Chlorophyta, Chlorophyceae, Chlamydomonadales, Astrephomenaceae.
GUACUAAGCACUUCCUUAAGCGCUAGUAGACACGUCUUAACUUCGUGUAGCCUGUCCAUUCUCGGUCAAACUCACUUGGCGUAACGUGCAAGGAUGGGCUCCGGACUUUCGCGCACCGAGGAGGUUCCUGACUAUACGGUUGAAAUUCAGGUUAAGGCGGAAGUGCAGGUGGAGGAUGUGAUCGCCACCGCGCAGGCCGCAGGUCGUGCUAUCUUACAAAUCUACAACAGCGAGGUGGGGUUUGCUCGCGUGCGGAUAGAGGCAUCAACAUGGGAGGUCCAAAUGAAAAGCGAUGCCUCACCGCUUACACGAGCGGAUCGGGACGCGAACGCGGUAAUUUGCCAGGCGCUGCAGAACAUUAGUCCCCACAUCCCGAUCAUCUCCGAGGAGAACAAGAUGGUGCCGCACUCCAUACGCCAGAAAUACCAGUACUACUGGCUUGUCGACCCACUAGACGGCACCAAGGAGUUCCUAAAGCGCAACGGCCAAUUCACGGUCAACAUCGCGCUUAUCAGCGGCGACACGCCGGUGCUGGGCGUGGUGGAUGUGCCCUGCCAGGGCAAGACCUACUGGGCGGUGAAGGGCAAGGGCUCCUGGCUGCGCACCAGCGAGGGGCAGCGGCGGAUACAGUGCGCGGAGUUUGGGUUCGAGGACUCGGGGCUCAAGAUCUGCGCCUCCGCCAGCCACCUCAACAAGGAGACCGAGGACUUCAUCCAGCUGUUCCAGUCGCCCGAGUUCGUGCAGGUGGGCAGCUCGCUGAAGCUGCUGAUGGUGGCGGAGGGCGCGGCGCACAUCUACCCCAGGCUGGGUCCCACCUGCGAGUGGGACACGGCUGCUGCCGACGUGAUCGUGCGCGAGGCGGGCGGCGCGGUGCUGCAGGCGGGCAAGCAGGACAACAAGGGCAACGCGAUGCAGGACUGGAAGGAUGAGCUGUUGAAGGAGCUGCCGGUGGUGUACAACAAGGAGGACGUGCUGAACCCCUACUUCGUGGUGUUCGGCAAGCGGAGGGCGGGGGCGGCACCGGCGCGCAGCUGAGCGGGCAGCAGUAGCGGGCUGGCUGGCGGACAGGCUGGGGUAGGAGGGAGGGCUUGGGGGGGGCGACGUGCAGAGGGUGGUGGUGGUUGAGCAGGAGGAGGAGGGGAAGGAGGAGGAGGGUGCUCCGGGGUGGCGAGUGCAGCAGAGUGGGCUUUAGUGUGGUGUGGUGCUGCGGACGAGGCGCGCAUGGAGGUGGUGGUGCUGCAUGGGUGUUGCAGUCGGCGCCGUGUGACCAGCAGCAGGAGCGCCGCCGCAAUAGCAGCAGCAGCUAGACGCCUCCUCCUCUGAAGUUGUAAGAGCCGGCUUCUCCAGUCCUCCUCCUCCUGCUGAGCCCCUGUUGCAUGGUUGACGCCGCUGCAAGGCACGCGUGCCAGCCACUGCCCCCUUGCCAAGGCUUUCACCACCGGGUGUACGACACCGAAAAGGCACAACCGUACACACAUGGCCAUGAAAACUUGCGGAGCACACACAUGCAUCCCCACACCGGCGGCAGGCUUGCACGUGCUAGUGCGUUGUCGGGGCCCCCCCUAGCUGCUGUUAGCUGGUGCUGGUGUAGCUGGUGUCCUGACUGCGUAGUUCGGAUCACUGCACGCAUCAGCAGUUGGUGAGCGUGGCGGCUAGGGAGUCGUACGAGGUGGUGGUGGCUGGCGCGGUGUUGUUGGCGGUGGUGGCGUCCUGCGCUGGGCGGGCGGAGUGGUGGAGGUGUGGAGGGGCUGCUGCCGCUGCUAGGAAGUAACGCGCCUCAUCCGCCGGGGCUUGCCUAGGGACGUAGGGAGGGAGGGGAGCCCCCAUGGGGCGUGUGUGUUGGGUAUGGAUGGCGCAAGGUGGUGCAACAAGGGAGCGAGGCGGAGGGUGGGUGGAGAGCGGAGGUCAUGGAG